Molecule: messenger RNA, 951 nt
Organism: Seminavis robusta
Lineage: Eukaryota; Bacillariophyta; Bacillariophyceae; Naviculales; Naviculaceae
Source: the annotation of a GenBank genome assembly
AUGGCGGAGAAUGAAGGUGUCAAGCGAGAGCUAGACGAAGGCGCAGACUUGGGUUCUCCUCACAAGAAAGCCAAAUCAGGAGAUGACGAUGUUGCUGCUGAUGCCGGUAGUGAUGCACCCAUUGUCAAGCUUAAUGAUGCAUCCAACCACGCCUUCGUGCCACCUGGAACGGUGGGGGUCACCACCAUCAAUGAUAAUGAUGUGUUAUCAGGCCGUGGAGGUGGAACCAAUCUACACCCAGGAAACCGACAGUUUCGAGAUCUCAUCAACUUGUAUCGACGUGAUUAUCUGAAGGCUCGCAAGAAUGACAAGCCAGCUAUCUCUCGGUCGAUUGUCAAUGCCAUCCGUGAUAAGAAUGGCCGCUUCCUCAAAAAAGUUGAGAAGUCGGGCCUUUGGUUCGAAAUUGGAGAUGAUGCGGCGAGGGAGAAAACGAGUCAAGCGCUGCGCCAACGAGCCCCCGAAAUGAGAAAGCUACUGUUGGAUCAUGAAAUGGAAGGAGCCAGAAGCCAACAACAACAAAUGAUGAUGAUGCCUGGUAUGAUGAUGCCCGGCAUGAUGGCAAACGGAAACAUGCAAAUGAUGGCUUUCAAUCCAGCCAUGAUGGGGAUGCCCAAUGCUGCCAUGUUUAAUCCUGCCAUGAUGGGGAUGCCACCGAUGGCCUUUAAUCAACAAGGACUUCCGACUCCAGGUGCCGCAGAAGGUGCCGCCGAGGGCGGCGCUGCUGCUCCCGGUGGAGAUGGAACGGCCGGUACGGAUGCGACCAACAACGGUGGAGCUGCACCAGCUCCUGCAGCAAACAACAAUCCAAUGAUGGCCGCAGCGAAUUUCGGAAUGCCUGCUCCCGCAAACUACCACAUGAUGUUUGCUCCAAUGGGAGCCCCCAUGCCUGGUCAACCAGGAGGUGUACCCGCGCCUGCACCAGAGAGCCCUGCACCUGUAACCUUGCAGUGA